AUGCUCUAUAAUUUAGGACUCAUAGUUGGAGCUCCGGUUAUUUUGCUUCGUAAUUUGAACCCAUCACGGUUGUGCAAUGGCACGCGAUUAGUCGUUGAAAAAUUAAUGAACAACGUCAUCGAAGCCAUUAUUUUAAAUGGCAAAUGCCGGGGUGAAAGUAUAUUUCUUCCACAAAUCUCUAUUAUACUCACAGAUGUGCCUAUUCAAUUGAAACGCAUUCAGUUCCUCAUUAGAUUGGCAUUUGCAAUUACUAUUAAUAAGUUUCAAGGUCAAAUAAUGUCUGUUUGUGCCUUAGAUUUGAGCACAUCAUGUUUUCCACACGGACAAUUCUACGUGGCAUACUCUCAAGUGGGCAAACCAUCCAGUUUGUUUGUGUUAACUGAAGAUGAAAUGAUAAAAAAUAUUGUAUACUCCAUUGCACAAUAA
Molecule: messenger RNA, 426 nt
Organism: Cotesia glomerata
Lineage: Eukaryota; Metazoa; Arthropoda; Insecta; Hymenoptera; Braconidae
Exons: 1
Coding region: 1-426 (141 amino acids)
Source: RefSeq, a predicted model, not a curated record